Messenger RNA from Helicoverpa zea (corn earworm), 1559 nucleotides. It is a transcript of the gene CPH32, whose product is annotated as neuropeptide-like protein 29. The transcript has 2 exons. The record is from RefSeq and is a predicted model, not a curated record. Bases 1042 to 1434 code for a protein of 130 amino acids. Lineage: Eukaryota; Metazoa; Arthropoda; Insecta; Lepidoptera; Noctuidae.
UUUUAUAAAAAUAGUGGUAUCUAACGCAUAAAUAUAAUGGAGUAUAGGGAUAAUAUCAAUGACUUGAUCUAUUGGUGAAAGAGGGUUGAACUUCAAACAACGCACAUGAAUGUGGGAGUCACCGAGAAAAACAAACGCUUUUGUAAAUCAAGUAGAUUAUCAAUUAACGGCAUUCUGUAGCAAUGGUAGCCAAAAUGGGGCUGAUGGCAUAAUCUUAAUCAACCUACAGCUUUACUGCAACUCGUGCUAAUUUGAUUAGUAAGGAUUUAAUUGAACUUCAUUUUCUUUACGAUUGUUGAAGCAAUCUCUACCUACAUUAUUUUUUCGAUAGCUAUUGUGUAAGGCACCUAUCUAAGCAGACUUAGUAUAUGAAGUUAGAAAUUAGAUCAGCAUCAAUCCCUAAGUGAAUUGUCGAGAAUGUGUUCUUACUUAGGAGGAAUUAUAAAUUAAAUCUUAAAUAAUUACCACCUAAUUACUAUUUACAAUGUCCUUACAGUCACCACCACAGCCUUGAUUAUAAGUCGUCAUCCUGCGCGACAAAAUGAUAAAAUAAUCAUACAUUAAAGGAAACGCCACGUUGCACACCGGCGAGUGGUAAUCAAAAAUGAUAAUAAUACAAGUUGGGAGGCUGUGGUACCCCGAACUGCAGGGGCUGACAACCGCUGGCGAAUAUUGGUGGCAUGCAGCAGUACAAAUUGCGCACGGUUUUCUUUUCAAUAUAAGUUAUAAUUUCCUUUAAUGACCAUCUAUCCAUCUUUAAGUGAUUGAAUCCACGUAGAACUUAAAUUUUCAUAAAAUUAAAUAGUUUCUUAUUUGUUUUAUGCAGCUGUAAAUAUUUUCUGACCAGUACCUUUUUGUUUAAAUAUUCACCUAUAAAGGUUUACCACCCCUGCAGUACUACCCGGUGGCCGAAUACCAUGGUACAGGGUCUACACGGGUCAGUGUACAGGUACACUCGCGUGGUACGCGGGCCGCCAGGAGUUAUAAGGUGCGCAGACGCCGCCGCAGGACUAGUGCUUGUCCAACCAACACAUUGCUAACAUGAAGGCUGCUCUGUGCGUCGUCCUCCUGGUGGUGGCCCUGGCAUCGGGCGCCGAGGAGAAGAAGAACGAGAAGCGAGGCUUGCUAGGCCUCGGCUACGGGCUCGGCGGCGGCCUCGGCCACGGGUACUACGGCGGGCACGGGCUCGGCCUGUACUCGCACAGCGCGCCGCUCAUCAGCCACAGCGCGCCGAUCAUCAGCCACAGCGCGCCCAUCAUCAGCCACGGCUACGGCUUCGGCGGCUACGGCGGCCUCGACCACGGCUACGGCGGCUUGGGGCUCGGCCACGGGGUCAUCGCGUCCGCCCCCAUCGUGUCACAUGGCUACUCUGCCCCCCUCCUCGGCGGUCACUAUGGAGCUCCGCUGCUGGGGCUGGGCCAUGGCUGGCAUUGAGCCCACAGCUAACGUAAUAUAAGUCCUGUCUGUGAAUGUGUUUGUUUAGUGCCAAAUUAGUUUACUUGAAGGUUGAUUCGACGCAAAAUUUUUAAUUAAUAAAUAUUUUUUAUUUUUCAUUUAAA